This is a messenger RNA of Oryza brachyantha (malo sina), 4231 nucleotides long. RefSeq lists its product as uncharacterized. The transcript is spliced from 4 exons. The coding region runs from base 1007 to 3931 and encodes 974 amino acids. Gene Ontology annotation, molecular function: myosin binding. The record is from RefSeq and is a predicted model, not a curated record. NCBI's taxonomy places the organism in Eukaryota, Viridiplantae, Streptophyta, Magnoliopsida, Poales, Poaceae.
UCGGUUACCUCCCUCGCCGACGUCGCCGUCCGAUUGAGACCGAGCCGCAGAAUCUGUGCACCCUGUGGCCGUGGCGCCGUGCUGCAGCAGCAGCAGAAAAAGGAAAAGGAGAAAGAGAAAGAAAAGCAGUGCUACGUGUACGGUGUAACGGGUCGUUUUUUUCUUCUGCGUAAUGUCUGAAUUCACCGCCUUAAAUCCUCAAGCACAGGGUGAGUGAGUGAGAGAGAUUGAGAUUUGAGAGAAUGUCGUUAGCAUUUGCGACAGAGAUGAAAUGUUGCAAUUAACAGCUAAUUAUGGCGUCACUCCAACGUUCGGCUUCGUGCUUUUCUUGUCUAGGGCGACUUGAUUACAGCCAUUAGGGCUUAAUAAUGCGGAUUAGUAGCUCAACCAUCCCCCCACAGCAUUUUUUUUUUCUUUCUUCUUUAUUUCAUUGGUGAUAUUUCUCUGCUUCCAAGGCUUCUUCUUGCCUAGCCAUUCUUCCUCUCGUCUAGUCUCUUCAGCUUUUUCACCAGACUCCCCCUUUCCUCCUCUCCCUCUCCUUCCUCUUCCUGUUCUUGUGAAUACCUACAUGAUAUCAUCCUGUCACUGUCACUAGUCCCACUUCUUCUCCGCGUUUAGAGAUUUCAAUCCCUAGGUUUCUGAUCUCGUUUGCAAAUCCAGAUUCCGUCUGUAAAAAUGUCGUCUUUGGUGCAAUCUGGAAUAGUCUCUGAGGUUCUUCCGCUUUAGGAGGAGGAAGUGGAGCAGGCUUUGGUUUUUUGUGAUUGUUCAUCUUCUUCUUCGAUCGAGAUUUGUUGGUAGAGUGGCUUGUUGCUCUACGAGAAAUCGUGGUUGGAUCGUGUUCUUCGCUCCGUUCCAGUCCGAUUGGCGACGGCGCCGCGGGAUUUAGCGCCAAAAGCACGAUUAUUAUUUUUUUGUGCUUUUCUUCGGUUACACGGCGAAUUCUGGAGGGAAAAAUUUGGCAUCUUGAUUGCAUUUUGUAUCCGGUUGCCAAAAACCGAGUUGGGAGAUGGUAUCGGAGGCGCGGGCGCCCAUGGCGGCGGGUGCUGUCGUCACGGCGGCGCUGUGCAAGAGGAGCAACCGGGUCGCGCGGGUGCUCGCCUACGCGCUCCUCGAGUGGAUCCUGAUUGCUCUCCUCCUCGCCAAUGGCGUGUUCUCCUACCUCAUAUCGAGGUUCGCCGCCUUCUUCGGUCUGGCGCCGCCGUGCGCCCUCUGCUCGCGCCUCGGCGUAGACAGCCUCUUCGAGCCCCGCAGCCAUGGGCAGGGCGCCGGCACCGAGCCCCUGCGCCGCGUGCUGUGCGAGGCGCACGCCGCCGAGGUGUCGCGCCUCGGGUACUGCCGCGCCCACCGGCGGCUCGCGGACGCCGGGGACAUGUGCGAGGACUGCGCGUCGUCCGCCGUGUCGUCGUCCGGGAAGGCGCUGCUGUCGUGGAUGAGGCGGAGCGAGCUCGGCGAGAGGGACCUGGCCUGCGCGUGCUGCGGCGUCGCGCUUGAGAGCGGCUUCAUCUCUCCGGCGUUCUUGUUUCCCACGCCGGUGGCGUGCGAUGUGGACUGCGGCCACAAGAGAGACGCCGCCAUAGCAAGUCUCAAUGGCGACGUGGUCUUCGUGUCCGAGAAGGGCCCUGUGAUCGAACUUUUCGAUGAGAAGCCAUUGGUGGAGGAGGACCCGAUUGCUGCCAUGGCGGGCUUGGCAGCUCAAUGUGCUGAGAUUGUUGGCAAUGUCCUGCAGCUGGUGCCUCUUCAACCCACUGACUCGUCAACUGGCAACACACGCUCAAUGCCAUCUCGAUCCCUUGGUGAAGGCAAUGAAGCAAUUGAUCAUGUAACUUUGAAGCAGCAUGACGGGGUCAAGAACAUGGAUAACACCAAUGAUGAGAAAUCUACCGUGGCCUCUGAUGAUGACAAGGUGGGUGAUAUGGUUAGUAGGAUGAUCGAUGAAGAGAUUACUUCCUUGGUCCUCUCCCAGGCUUGUGUUGAGGAUGGAUUCAACGGUGAAAUAGAUGGAGAAACUGAAGAGGGCUUAGUUGAUCAACAGUUUUGUGAGGAGGAUAGUGGAUUGAAUGACACAAACCAGGAAAUAUUAAUUCAAAGUGAGACAUCUGAGAACGAGCAAGGUUAUGUAAAACAGGAAUUGUUUUCCAUGCUGACUAAUCCAAGGGAGCAUGAGUUUGCUAUUGAAAGUUUAGAGGAAAUCAUCGAAACAGUUCAUCAGGUUGAUCUCAAUAAUGGAUGGAAUUCGAUGCCGAUGGAAGCUGCAGGGCAUACCUCUGGAACUUCAACUGGGAACACUGGGGAGGAGUGGGUUCAGCAAGCUGAGCUGAGUCAGCAAUCAGAUUCGAUGCCAAUAUAUUCUAGGGAGCAUGCUGAUGAAGAAAUUGAAGAGGGGAAAAUUUCACCGACUGAGAUAAAACAAAGAUUGGACCCUGUGACAAUUGAUUCUUGCAAAGAAGUUCAUGUGAUUUCAAUUGAUAGCACCAGAGAGAAUCAGAUUGAACAGCCUGAGGUGAAGCAUGCAUUAACUUCUAUGACAGUAGGUGCAGUUGAUUAUGUGUCAGACUUGUUUGAUGCUAACAUCAGUGCAGGCGAUGAUCCAGCUGAUCCAACAGAGGUUGCUCCACCAAGCUUGCACCAUCUCUCUGAUGGGCCAUCUACAAGCUUAAAUGAAUUAUGUCCUGACUAUAAUGAUAUUGAAUCAGAGAGAGCUUUGGAUAUACCAACUCAUAUUGAAGAUAUCGAUGGUUUACAGGAGUUGCCAGACCAUAAAGCAAUGACCUCUGAUACCAAGUCUGUGGAUUCGUGUAUCGCUGCCAUGUCAGUUGAUCUUGAAAGUAUUGAACUGGUGAGUGUUGAUCAGUUAAAAUAUGCUUUGGUGUCUGCCCACAAAUCUUUGAGCACCCUAUAUGCUGAGUUUGAAAAUGAGAGGAGCGCAGCUGCUAUAGCCGCUGAUGAGACUAUGGCAAUGAUAAAUCGCUUGCAAGAACAAAAGGCGGCAAUGCAGAUGGAGGCGAUUCAGUACCAGCGACUUAUGGAAGAACAAUCGGAGUAUGAUCAAGAAGCACUACAGAGGUUGAAUGAACUAGUUGUGAAGAGGGAUAAGGAGAAGCAAGAUCUGGAGAGAGAGCUCGAGUUGUACCGACGCAAGGUUCAUCUCUUUGAGGCGAAGGAAAGGAGAAAAAUGUCCAGGCACAAGGGUGAUGACCAUAAUGGAUCGUCCUCAGCAUCGUCAAGUGCUGAGGACAGCGAUGACCAUUCCCAAAGUUUCUAUGAAGGUGAUGAAUCUGCCCAUGGUCUUAAUGGAAGCAAUAGUAGUAUCCCAACUGAUGCUGUUUUACAAGAAACUGCUAGGCAUCUGGGGACACUUGGUUGCUCACUUGCAGAUUUUGAGGAAGAGAGACUCUCCAUACUAGAGCAGCUCAAAUUGCUAGAGGAUAGGCUUUUUGACCUUGAAGAUGAAGAUUCUGAUGGUGUUAAGAUGGACAAGCAAUUCUCAGAAGAAAACCAUUUGAUCGGUGCCUCAAAUGGUUUCUCUGAUGAUGACAGCAGCUUCAAACUUCAUGACAAAAGAAAAGGUGUAAACUAUAGGGGAAAAAAACUCCUCCCAUUAUUCGAUGACACUACUGUGGAAAAUGGGAAUGAUCUAACAAGGCAAGAUCCCGAAGCAGAUCGUUCUACAGAUGUCAUGUUGGAACCAGCUAAUGAACAAGAUAAACUUGCAAUUGCCCAUGAAAUCGAUCAAGUUCAUGAGCGACUGCAUGCUCUUGAGGCAGACAGGGAGUUCAUAAAACAGUGUGUGAAGUCUUUGAAGAAAGGAAACAAGGGGUUUGAUCUUCUUCAGGAAAUCUUGCAGCAUCUUAGAGACCUGAGAAGGAUUGAGCAGCGUACAAGGAACUCUGAAGAGCUCUCACCACAUUAUCUGCAUCCUUACACGGAUUAAAGAUCAGGCGCAGAGCGUUGUGGUCAUGUUCGAGGAAAAUGCAUCGAAGAUGAAAGCUAUAAAACAACGAAAAAAUGAUAGCGGACUAGUAUUGUCAUGCCAGAAACGUUCGGCUCAAACCAGAUGGAAAGGAGAUCCAACUGGUGCUCAAAUCCUACAGUUGGUUCGGCGUUGCCAUCGGGAUGGCAGCAGAUCAUGGAGCAAUUCUGCCUUCCAAGGUCCAGCUUUUUUCCGCGACCACUUUGCACGUCCUUUUCGUUUGGUUUCAUUGUAUGAGGGUAUUGGGGGGGGGGGGGGGGG